UAUGAAGCCAUGGACCAGAAACACUUUUAUUUUGAAGGUCCUCUCCGGAUGUUUUGGUAUAUUCGCGGUUUGUUUUACUCUGCUUUCCGUAUCACUGUCAUUCAUUCAGUCAGAUCUUUUUAUCCAGCAGGAGAAAGGAAAAACUCAAGAUUAAGAAUGUUGGGUAAGAGAUCGUUAUUAGCGGCUCUGCUCGCUGUGGCGGUUGGUGUUUACCUGCUGCCUUCUCCCAUAGACCCCAAACCACACGUACUGAAGGGGCCUCCUCCGGCCCUCGAGGGGCCGCUCGCUGUCAACACCCGUCUGCAGAAGGGCCACAGGCUGUUUACUGGGAAACUACACGGACCAGAAUCCUUCACUGCAGAUGAGCAGGGUAAUGUGUACACAGGAACAGUGGACGGGAAGCUGUGGAGGAUCGGUCCUGAUGACAGCCUCACUCUCAUCACACACAUGGGACAGGAUUUACCAGAAUGUGGCAGCAGUACAGACUAUGAGCCUGUGUGUGGUCGUCCUCACGGUGUGCGUUUGGAUCGUCGCGGCCAGCUGAUAGUUGCUGACUCAUACUUUGGGCUGCACAGCGUCAACCCCCAAACUGGAGAAAAGACUCUGCUGCUGGCUAAUUCACAAGGUGCUGAUGGCGUUCCCUUUGCCUUCCUGAACGGGCUGGAGAUUUCUUCCCAAACUGGGAUCAUUUAUUUCACUGACUCCUCCAGUCGUUGGGGACGCAGACACGUCACACUGGAGGUGAUCGAGCUGAACAGCCUCGGCCGUCUUCUCUCCUACGAUCCAGAGACAGGGAGUGUGAAGGUCCUGCUGGACUCCCUCUACAUGCCCAACGGCAUCGUCCUGUCGCCUGACGAACACUUCCUGCUGCUGGCGGAGACGAGCAUCGCACGCCUGCUGAGGUUUUGGCUGAAGGGCCCGAAGGCUGGCAACAAGGAGAUCGUCAUGGACAACAUGAUUGGUUACCCAGACAACAUCCGCCUAAGCGACCACGGAACAUUCCUGGUUGGCAUAACAACGACACGGUUCCGGAAGGUCACGCCUCCCUUCUUGGACAUGAUCGCCCCGUACCCGGCUGUCAAACGCUUCCUGGCCAAGGUGAUUCCUCUGAGCUGGUACAGCCUCCUGCUGAGGCGCUACGCUCUGGUCCUGGAGCUGGGACCGGAGGGCGAGAUCGUGGACACGCUGCACGACCCCGAAGGCCACCUGACGUGGGCCAUCAGCGACGUCUUCCAGCACCGAGGGAGGACCUACCUGGGCAGCACCAACCUGCCGUUCCUGCCGGUCCUGGAGGGAUCCUGGGAGAGCUGAUGAUGGACUACAGCAGGAAACUACACGUAGGCUCAUUCAUUCUCAUUUUUGGACAGUUUGGGAUCCCGAUCAAGCAUUUACGAGGACAUUUUGUAGCUCUUCUGGAUUUCUUUGGGGGCAUUUUCAGCCUUUAUUUUGAUAGGACAGCUGAAGACAUGAAAGGGGAGAGAGAGGGGGGGAAUGACAUGCAGCAAAGGGCUGCAGGUCGGAGUCGAAUCAGGCCUGCUGCGUCGAGGAGUUAACCUUUAUGUAUGGGCGCCCGCUCUACCGACUGAGCUAACUGGGUGCCCCACUUCUGGAUUUGACGUUUUUAGUCAGCGUUGAACGUUGCAAAGGUUUAAACCUGGAUAUUUGUGGUUUCAAUUCGGACUCUGUCGCCAAUUUAUGACCUGAGAGGUGAACUGAGCAACUGUGAUCAUCUAAAGACUCUUUCAGUGGAAACAGAACAAACUUCCAUCUGCUCAAAGUGAUGUUAUGCCGUUUGAUGGGAUAACAAUGGAUGUCCUUUUUUAGUGCAAAAGACAGAAAUGGUGAGCUCAAAUCACAUUAUAUACCCAAAAUACUGUACAGUUAAAUUAUAGAAGUUCAAAGUUUGAUCAAUGCACUGGAUGUGUGCAGACGAGCACCAGAAGAAACACUGAAUCCAUCUACCUUCUUUCCAACUGCAAUUAAACUGAAAUAAAUUUAACUUUAAUAGUCUAUUAUUGAAAUGUAUCUAGUCUAUUAAUAGUUUGUUUGCAAGUGACAUGGGAGCUUAAAUGAACUCAAAGUGAUUUCUCUCGGUCAGUUUGGACUAAUCAAAUCUCCUGGCGCCUGGAUCUUUAAAAUCAACCAACUUUUUCUCUGAGGAAUUUUAAAUGAACGUUUGAAAUAUAGAAUUUUAGUGUUUAAAAACUGUAGGAAUGUGUACUAUUAAUACCAUAGACUGAAAAAAAUGAAAUUUCAGUGAGACUCUUGAAUUACAUAUGGGUCGCAAACAGCUGAAACGAUAUGAUUAGUCACUUUAACACUUAAUUGUGAGGAUUUUCUUCUUUUCUCUGAUUAAAUAAUUGUAAACUCCUUCA
Perca fluviatilis (European perch) is the source of this 2375-nucleotide messenger RNA. RefSeq lists its product as uncharacterized. The transcript has 9 exons. Lineage: Eukaryota; Metazoa; Chordata; Actinopteri; Perciformes; Percidae. The coding region runs from base 10 to 1311 and encodes 433 amino acids. Gene Ontology annotation, biological process: biosynthetic process. The record is from RefSeq and is a predicted model, not a curated record. Gene Ontology annotation, molecular function: strictosidine synthase activity.